AUGAAAGGGAUAUCCGAAUGCAUCUUGACUGACGUAUUCAGCGCGUUCAACGGUGAGAGCGGUGAAUGGUUCCCACUACGCGAAGACGGUACUUUCGACUUGGUCGACAUUGAUCCUGCAAUAACUUACAAGGCAGUGGAGAAGCUCCUUUUGACAGGCAAAGUUCGCGCAAUUGGCGUCUCCAACUUCACCGUCAACGCUUUGACCGAUCUGCUCUCGAAAACCAGCAUUGUCCCUGUUGUUAACCAGAUUGAAGCGUACUCGCCGCUGGGUAACAACCAGACUGGUGAGCCACGCACCGUGGAUGACAAGAUGGUAGAUGUCAUUAGCCGGCGGUUGAACAUGGACCGUGGACAGGUGCUCGCAAGCUGGGGCAUUCAGCACGGAACAGUCGUGCUACCUAAGAGUGUGACGCCAAGUAGGAUCAAGAGCAAUCUGCGAGUCAAAGAGCUUUCUACUGAUGCGUUCCAAGAGUUGAACACGUUGGAGAGACACAAGCGUUUCAAUCAGCAGUCGCGGUGGGGAUACGACAUGUUCGAAGAGCUGGGAGAGGACAAAGUAAGCAAGAUUGCUCGAGACUUUGCUCAAGAGAAUAAGGAGAAGGUCACGAUAUACCCGCAGCUUGCCACGCUGGGCUUCAACUGCGACAGCGACAAGACCCUGUGUAUAGGCCUCAAGCACGCUGGUCGCUUCCAAUGCAUCGAAUUUGGCAACAUGUAG
This is a messenger RNA of Parastagonospora nodorum SN15, 720 nucleotides long. RefSeq lists its product as hypothetical. The record is from RefSeq and is a predicted model, not a curated record. NCBI's taxonomy places the organism in Eukaryota, Fungi, Ascomycota, Dothideomycetes, Pleosporales, Phaeosphaeriaceae. Bases 1 to 720 code for a protein of 239 amino acids. The transcript has 3 exons. Gene Ontology annotation, cellular component: cytosol. Gene Ontology annotation, molecular function: aldose reductase (NADPH) activity.